UAGCAGCAGAUAGUACGCCAGAAAACACCGUUUAUGACGACGACGACGACUUGUGUGGCCAACUGGCCAGUUUGAUAAUACCAUUUGGUGCGACCGAAUGUUCGACUAUGUAUCGUUCAACGUUACUCGUAGUUUUAGGCUUAGCGCAAAUAUGUUGGCAAAUUCGCACAGCCUCGUGUUACAAUAUCUUGGCGGUGUUUCCAGUUCGAGCGUACAGUCAUUUCGUCGUACUGAAUUCGAUCGCGAAAGAAUUAGCGAGUCACGGACACAACGUAACCGUGUACAGUAAAUACCCGGAAAAGUACAAAAGCGAUAACUACACCCAUAUCGAGCUAGUCGACUGUUUUCCGCUGAAAAACGACAAUUAUAAGUACAACAGCGUCGAAUACGUGUCCAGCUACAACAGUAAUUUGGGAUUUUUGAUUUACAUCUUGAGUUUUAUUCCGGCGUAUGAAGAAAUCAAAGAAUGCGAACCGCUAAUGGAUUUGAUCGAAACGUCCGAUCAUUCGUACGAUCUGCUGCUUUUGGAAGCGUACAACGGUAACACCGACAUCUACGCCGGAUUAUCGUAUAAAUUGAAAAUCCCCUACGUCAGCGUCGCUACCACCACCCUGUAUCCCUGGCUGUCCGAAAGGAUCGCUACUCCCGAUAAUCCCAGCUACAUUCCGGUGCCCUUUUCCGGAUUCACCUCCAAGAUGACUUUUUACGAACGAAUCGUCAACACCGUCGUGUACCUGACGUCCAAAAUUCUCUACAAUCUCAAAUCUAUCACCGAAUCGGAUGCCGUUGCUAGGCAGCUAUUCGGACAGGAUAUGCCUAAUUUGAGAAAUAUAUUGGAAAAUUGUAGUCUCACCUUUACCUACACUCAUAGCAGCAUGAAUCCUAUUCGACCUUUGGUUCCGAACGUCGUCGAAAUUGCUGGUGUCAAUAUAAAAGGAGUGAAUCCUUUACCAGAGGAUAUCGAAAAAUUCAUCAACGAAUCGGAGCACGGAGUAUUGUACUUCUCUAUGGGAUCUUUUCUGCACUCCAAAAUGUUCCCCAAGGAUAAAUUGAAUGCGCUUAUCGCUGUUUUUGCGCAAAUCCCUCAAAGAGUUAUUUGGAAAUGGGAAAGCGAUACUAUUUCUGUAAAAACUGACAAGAUUUACACCGCUUCGUGGCUUCCUCAGAAAGAUAUCCUAGCCCAUCCGAACGUGAAGCUGUUCAUGUCGCAUGGAGGAUUAUUAGGCCUCAAUGAGGCGAUUUACGCCGGCGUACCGAUUCUAGGAAUACCUAUUUUUGCUGAUCAGUUGACGAAUGUCAACCAUUUGAAAAAUCUCGGAGCUGCCGAAGUUCUCGACUACAACGAAAUCACCGAGGAAAAUGUGUUGAAAAAAAUUUAUCAAAUUCUAGACAACAUAAGCUAUGAAGAAAAUGCCAAAUUAAUCUCAACGAGGUACAAAGACAGGCCAUUAUCGCCACAGGAUACAGUCGUCUAUUGGUCCGAAUAUGUAGUAAGACACGACGGAGCACAUCAUUUGCGAACACCUGCCGCUCGCAUGCCCUGGUAUCAAUACAUAUUGUUGGAUGUGAUCGGCUUCGUUGCGAUUUUAUUCGCCAUAUUUUUCAUCACAGUUUUCUAUACGUUCAAAUUAUGGUUCUUGAUGAUUCGCAAAUUGUUUGUGAAGAAUUGGCUAAACCCAGCUGUAAAAGUUAAAGAGAACUGAAAUGAAAAUUUUAGCAACAUAUUUUCUCGACAUUUCCGUCAGGCUCGCACAGUUAGGUACCAACCACCAACCUACCUACAUGAAUGGAUGCUGUGCCUCUCUGAUGUCGAGUUUAGUCUUUUUUGUAAUGUAGCCUAAUGUAGGCUCGUACCUUUGCAUCGAUCCUUCGCCAUAGUAUAGGGAUAGGAGGUAUACCUAUUACCUACCUGUACCUAUACGUCGUUUUUACAAAAUAAUAUUGUUCUCGUUCGCAAACGCCGAACAUGCAUUUCCAGAAAAUCAAUUCCUACCGCUCAUUGUGCUUCUAACUCAAUACCACCAUCUUUCGUAAAUUUUUUGAAAACCGACUCUUUCGGCGAAUCAACAAAAAGUAAACGAAAACCAUCAACAGAAGAAAUCCAAGAAUCUUUUUUUUAAAAAAUAUGUACUGCCGAGCAUCCCGACACUUCUGCAAAAGGGCCCCACUGAUGAUUGGGAGUUGCCGAAUUGGGAUUAAUUUUCAAUUUCAAAUUGUAAGUGUAAUUACUAGUUUUACGCAUGUGAACUUUUGUAAAUUUUUCAACAAAUAAUUAUCAAUUUAUGUGUAUUUUUAAUUGAUCAAAAUUACAUGAUUAAUUUAUUAUCUGAUUUAAA
Planococcus citri (citrus mealybug) is the source of this 2336-nucleotide messenger RNA. Its product is annotated as UDP-glycosyltransferase UGT5-like. Gene Ontology annotation, molecular function: UDP-glycosyltransferase activity. The record is from RefSeq and is a predicted model, not a curated record. The transcript has 4 exons. Bases 108 to 1703 code for a protein of 531 amino acids. NCBI's taxonomy places the organism in Eukaryota, Metazoa, Arthropoda, Insecta, Hemiptera, Pseudococcidae.